AUGUCUCGGGAGCCCGGUUGCAGCCGCUGGCUCCUUUUCGCCGCGUGCACCCACCUUUUCUUCCUUCUCCCGCCGCUCCGCACCCCGGCUUUUGCUGUAAGUGUAGUUCCUGAAGGUGCAGAAGAUGAGACUGAACUCCCUGUGCUGCAGAAGUCAAAAAAAAGUGGAACAAUUAGUAAAAUAAGUGGAGAAUUAAAAGAAAUUGUAUUUAUCAUCCAGAGCCAAAGUAAUUCUUUUCAUUCCAAGAGAGCAGAAGAUCUAAAAAGAGAUAUUUUAAAACAGGCUGCAGAUCUUGGAAAGGAAUUACCUACAGUUCUACUUACUCAUCAGAUGGAUGUGCAGGAAGGUGCAUGGACAAUAUUACCAUUAAUGAGAGACUUCUCUGUUACCUAUGGUAGGAACUCCUCAUGGAUUUUCUUCUGUGAAGAAGAUACAAGAAUACAAGUUGUAAAGCUUCUAGAAACACUCAGAAGAUUUGACGUGUCUAAGGAGUGGUUUUUAGGUAAAGCAUUAUAUGAUGAAGAAUCUACAAUAAUCCACCAUUAUGCCUUUGCUGAAAAUCCUACAGUCUUUAAAUUUCCAGAUUUUGCUGCUGGCUGGGCACUCAGCAUUCCACUUGUUAACAAGCUUGCAAAGAAGUUGAAAAGUGAACCACUCAAGUCAGACUUUACAAUAGAUUUAAAGCAUGAGAUUGCCCUGUAUAUUUGGCAGAAAGGAGAAGGACCACAUCUUACUCCAGUGCCUGAGUUCUGCACAGAUGAUGUAAACUCGUACAAGACUGAUCACUGUGCAACAACAUUCAAUAAUUUUCUACCACUUUGUGGUGAGCCAGUGAAAAAGGAAGAUGUUUUUGUUGCUGUAAAAACAUGUCGGAAAUUCCAUGGUGACAGAAUACCAGUUGUAAAGCAGACCUGGGAAAGAGAAGCUGCCCUUAUUGAAUACUACAGUGACUAUGCAGACAUUUCCAUCCCUACUAUAGAUUUAGGCAUACCUAAUACUGACAGAGGUCACUGCGGGAAAACUUUUGCCAUUUUGGAAAGGUUUUUGAAUCAUAGCUCUCCCAGAAUUCCUUGGCUAGUCAUAGUGGAUGAUGACACACUGAUCAGUAUCUUCAGACUCCGAAAAUUACUCAGCUGCUAUGACCCAAAUGAAGCAGUGUUUCUUGGAGAACGUUAUGGCUACGGCUUGGGAACAGGAGGAUACAGUUACAUCACUGGUGGAGGAGGGAUGGUUUUCAGCAGAAGAGCUGUUCAGAAGCUGCUUGCUAGUAAAUGCCGAUGUUACAGCAUGGACGCACCUGAUGAUAUGGUCCUUGGGAUGUGUUUCAGUGGCUUAGGAAUCCCCAUAACACAUAGUCCACUUUUCCAUCAGGCAAGGCCAGUGGACUACCCAAAAGACUACCUCGCUCACCAAAUUCCAGUCUCUUUUCACAAGCAUUGGAAUAUUGAUCCAGUGAAGGUGUAUUUCACAUGGCUGGCACCAAACACAGAAGAGCCAGAGAAAGCAAAGAAAGUUGGACAUAACAGAGAGGAUUUAUAA
This is a messenger RNA of Indicator indicator, 1539 nucleotides long. RefSeq names its product beta 3-glucosyltransferase (gene B3GLCT). The coding region runs from base 1 to 1539 and encodes 512 amino acids. The transcript is spliced from 15 exons. The record is from RefSeq and is a predicted model, not a curated record. NCBI's taxonomy places the organism in Eukaryota, Metazoa, Chordata, Aves, Piciformes, Indicatoridae. Gene Ontology annotation, cellular component: membrane. Gene Ontology annotation, molecular function: acetylglucosaminyltransferase activity.